AUGAGACAUUGUUUCAUAGUACAACGUGACUUGAGUUUAUAUGCAAUCUACUUUAAUUUAUUUCACCUGAAACGAAAGAUCCCAUCUUCAGCAAAAUAUACUACACAAUCAUUUCACAAAUAUGAGCUUAAAAGUUCACGACUUCAUGCUUUCACCCAAAUGCAAUUUAUUGCACAUCAAAAAUGGAUAAAAACGUGGGCUCAUCAUAAAAAGACAGUGGAAAUGUUUUCACUAGACCAACCUGUAAUUUGUAGCGAUCAUCAUUCAAAUAUUUCUCAUACGGCAUCAAACUUUCAUUCUCAAUGA
Molecule: messenger RNA, 306 nt
Organism: Clunio marinus
Lineage: Eukaryota; Metazoa; Arthropoda; Insecta; Diptera; Chironomidae
Source: the annotation of a GenBank genome assembly